This is a messenger RNA of Caenorhabditis briggsae, 1311 nucleotides long. The record is from RefSeq and is a predicted model, not a curated record. Gene Ontology annotation, cellular component: endoplasmic reticulum; nucleus. The transcript is spliced from 5 exons. Gene Ontology annotation, molecular function: ubiquitin binding. Lineage: Eukaryota; Metazoa; Nematoda; Chromadorea; Rhabditida; Rhabditidae. Bases 1 to 1311 code for a protein of 436 amino acids.
AUGAAUUUCGACUUUCUUAAUUCAGAGGAACAGAGGAAGCUCAAUCAAUUCAUGGAAAUCACAGACUCGGAAGACCUGGAUUCUGCUUAUCAAUUGCUAGUAAGGAAUCGAUGGGAUGUUGAAGAAGCUAUUGGAACGUUCUUUUCUGUUGGAUUCAGCAGCCUGACAGUAUCCGAAAACAAUAGAAAUGAUGAGGCCUCGGAAGAAUUUGGGUUUGCGGACAACGAAAUUCCAGAGAUUCCAAUAAGAGAGCCCCACGCGGUUGAGUCUCUGAUGCCAUCUGGAAAUCAAACCGUAUUGGAGAAAGUUCAAGACUUCGUUAGAAAUUUCGAAAAUCAAUACUCGGCCGCAGAUAUCACUCUCCCAUCUUUUUACACAGAUACUCUUGAAAAUGCAAUUGUUACUGCUUUCAAUCACGAUGAUAAGAAAUUCAGAAAGCCAAUGAUCUUAUUUAUCAACAACGAAGACAGUACUCUGACGGAAAACUUUGUUAAAAAUGUGAUGUGCAACCAAUUUGUCACAGAUUUUUCGAAAGAACAUUUUGUCUUGUUUCCGUGGGAUAUCACUGAAGACUCGAAUUUAAUCCAACUGUGCCAAAUGUUGACCGAGUGCAGUAUGAGAGCUAUACAGGAGGAUUUGCAAAAUGCUGCAUUCUCAUUCUCAGACCGAGCCAAUUUCCCGUUAUUGAUGAUUAUACACCGAAAACGAUAUUCGUUCGAGGUCAUUCGCAAAUUCAAUGGAAGAAGUGAUCUCAAUGAGGUGGUUAACGGAUUACACGAGGCAUAUGAAAUAUUUCAAAAUGACCAACUGGCAGAAAUUAGCAAGGAUUUGCAGCAGAAAGAGGCACGAGAACUUUUAGUACAGCAAAAUGCUGCUUAUGAACAGAGCUUGCAAGCGGAUAUAGAGAGAAUUAAUUCGGAGAAGAGUCUGAAAGAGAUGGAAAUGGAGAAGAAGAGGAAAAUGGAAUUGGAGCAGAAGAAAAUAGCAGAAGAAGAAGAUGAACGUGUGAAGAAUUUGUCCUCACAGAUGCCAGUUGAGCCAGAUGAUACUAAUCCGGAUUGCAUCACUGUCAGAUUUCGUCUUCCAGAAAACGGAAUAGACACUCGUCGUUUCCUCAAAACCGAUUCUAUCCGGACUUUAAUCAACUAUUUGGAAACCAAACGAUUUUUCAAAGAGAAAUUCACGUUUUUGAAUUCUGAGCUUCCUCGCAAAGACAUUAUAAAGACUUUUGCGCUCGAAAAAAGUUUUUUCGAAGCUAACUGGCCAAAGAAGGAAACAGUGCUGGUUGAAAUGAAGAAAAGUGAUGACUAA